CACCACAGCACAGUGCUUGCGCUGUGAAAGGUCCAUCGCUGCCAGUUGCCAGCAGUAGCAGCUAGCAGCGAAGCGAAGUCCGAGCUCUCCACCGAGAAAAAAACCUCCCCCUCCCUCCCUCCUCAAGGCAGCAUCAGUCCCCUGCUAUAUAUAUAUAUAUAUCCUCCUCCUGUUCUUCUUCCUCGCAUCGUCGAUCGGUGAGGUCCGGCCGUCCUCGGGGGUUGUGGCGCGCGGCAAUGGGGGAGAGGAGGAGGCUUCCUGCUGGCGCAGGCGCGUGCUUGCUCGCCGUGGCGAUGGUGUUGCAGGCGGUGGUCGUUCUGGGCGACGGCGGGGGGCUUCUGGACCCGCGGGAGCUGGAGAAGUUCGUCGACGAGCUGCCGGACAUGCCGAGGCUGCGCGGGUACGGCGUCACGGACGGCGGCGCGCUCGUCGCCGGCAACCUCACCAUCGGCAUGUACGACACCACCUGGAAAUUCCACCGCGACCUCCCGGCGACGCGUGUCUUCGCCUACGGCGCCAGCAAGGAGACCGCCACGGUGCCUGGCCCCACCAUCGUGGCCAUGCGGGGCGUCCCCACGCACGUGACGUGGGCGAACCACCUCCCGGAACGCCAUUUCCUCCCGUGGGACCCCACGCUGACCACCGCCAGGGCGCCGGACGGCCGCGGCAUCCCCACGGUCGUCCACCUCCACGGCGGCGUGCAGCACUCCUCCUCCGACGGCCACUCGAUGGCCUGGUUCACCAGCGGGCUCGCCGCCACGGGCCCGACCUUCUCGCCGCCGCCGUACGCGUACCCGAACCAGCAGCCUCCGGGGAACCUGUGGUACCACGACCACGCCAUGGGCCUGACGCGCGUCAACAUCCUGGCGGGGCUCAUGGGCGCGUACCGCGUGGCCAGCCCCGCCGAGGAGGCCCCGCUGAACCUGCCGUCGGGGGAGGCGUUCGACCGGAACCUGGUGCUGUUCGACCGCGACUUCCGCGCCGCCGACGGCGCGCUGUUCAUGAACCGCACGGGCAACAACCCCGGCGUGCACCCGCAGUGGCAGCCGGAGUACUUCGGCGCCGUCGUCGUCGUCAACGGCAAGGCGUGGCCGUUCCUCCGCGUGCGCCGCCGCCGCUACCGCUUCCGCAUCCUCAACGCCAGCAACGCGCGCUUCUUCCGCCUCUCGCUCUCCGGGGGGAUCCGCUUCGUGCACGUCUCGUCCGACUCCGUGUACCUCGCCAUGCCCGUGGCGACCGACAAGUUCGUCGUGGCGCCGUCCGAGAUCGCCGACGUCGUCGUCGACUUCGCGGAGACGGCCGCCGACGCGGUGGUCCUCAGGGACGACGCCCCGGCGCCGUACCCGGGCGACCCCGGCGAGAAGGCGGAGACCGUCGCGGUGAUGAAGUUCGUGAUCGAGGGCGGCGCCACGGCGGAGCCGGAGCCGGACACCUCGACCGUGCCGGCGAAGCUGAUGCCGCACUACCCGACGCCGGACGCGCGCGAGGCGGUCACGACGCGGCGCAUCACCAUGUACGAGUACACCAAGGCCGGCACGGACGAGCCGACGCACCUGUACCUGAACGCGCACUCGUUCAUGGACCCGGUGACGGAGACGCCGAGGGAAGGCACGUCGGAGGUGUGGGAGGUGAUCAACGUCACGGAGGACAACCACCCGCUGCACGUGCACCUGGCGGUGUUCGCCGUGCUGGAGCAGCGGUCGCUGCGGCGCGUGGACGAGUUCAGGGACUGCAUGAAGCGCCGGAACGACACGCGCGCGUGCGGGCUCGCCCGCCACCUCGCCGGCGGGCGGAGGCACGUCGUGCCGCGGCAGGAGCGCGGGUGGAAGAACGUCUUCAAGGUGCGGCCCAGCGCGGUGACCAAGUUCCUCGUGCGGUUCAAGCCGCUCACAGACGCCGAGGAGAGCCGCUUCCCCUUCGACGUCACCACUGGGCCGGGCUACGUGUACCAUUGCCAUAUUUUGGACCACGAGGACAACGAGAUGAUGAGACCGAUGAAGAUUGUGCGUUGAACGGUUUUUAUUAGGGAAAAAUAUAUUUAUAUUAAUGCUUCGCCUUCGUCACGAAUUAUUUAGCAGGAAUAAUUUUUACAACUAGAAUUUUGCUCAUACACUUACACUGUCUUAUAGCUAUAUUUACACCGUCUUAUUACCAUAUUUACAAUAAUUCAUUCAGUGUAAUUCAUUGGGCAGAGUUAUGUAAUUUAGGAAUAAUACAAAUAUAUGUCAAAUUUUUUAAAUAAAAAAUUGCAAAUUACUUCUAUA
Messenger RNA from Sorghum bicolor (sorghum), 2264 nucleotides. RefSeq names its product multicopper oxidase LPR1 homolog 2. The record is from RefSeq and is a predicted model, not a curated record. The coding region runs from base 237 to 2012 and encodes 591 amino acids. The transcript has 3 exons. NCBI's taxonomy places the organism in Eukaryota, Viridiplantae, Streptophyta, Magnoliopsida, Poales, Poaceae. Gene Ontology annotation, molecular function: oxidoreductase activity; copper ion binding.